GAAAUAUUUGGAUGUGGAUGGAAAUUUAAAUAUUUAAUGCUAUAAUUUAGAGUAAUUGUAAAUCCGAAAAUGGAUAUAACGUAAUAACGUGAUAGUGAAGCUAUCUGAUGAGUCGGAUCGGAAAACAGGUGUAUCAUACACCGACACACACGCAACAAAAACCCCUCACUCGCCGCCGCCUUCUUCUUUCUUCUCCGAUCAAACCCUCCGAUUCUCUAUUCCCUCAUUUUCACUGCUACAAUCUCUCCCCGCUCUGCUCUGAUUCCUCUUUCUGAAAUUCUAUGGCUCACAAUCUCAUCGACCGGACUGAUCUCUGGAAGAACAAGGCCCGCUCCCUCCAGCUCCGCCUCAGGGAUCGCUUCCGUGUCGCCGUCGACAACCACCGCCACAGACCUGCCAUAUUCUCCGAUAGCUACUUCUCCUUCACUCUCUGUCUUUGGCUUCAGAGGUUUCGUGAUUUUCGCCAUGAUUUGCCGUCCUCCACUGUUUUUUAUCGCAAGCGAGUUGGCAAGGAUUUCAACGAUGGAGAAGAAUCGUUCAUUCUUCGGAUGCUUCAGGCUGUAGUUGUUCCUGUUCUUGGGAAUGUUUGCCAUGUGUUUAUGCAUGGUUUGAAUCGUGUACAGGUAUACGGUCUUGAGAAACUACACAAAGCUGUGUUGCAAAGACCAAAGGACCAACCUCUUGUUACAGUUAGCAAUCAUGUGGCCUCUGUAGACGACCCUUUUGUAAUUGCAGCACUGCUUCCUCCAAGUGUACUUUUUGAUGCCCAGAACUUGAGAUGGACUCUAUGUGCAACAGAUCGAUGUUUUAACAAUUCUGUCACUUCUGCAUUUUUUAGUACUGUGAAAGUCCUGCCAGUUGCCCGUGGUGAUGGUAUUUAUCAGAAGGGAAUGGACAUGGCUAUUUCAAAAUUGAAUCAUGGAGGGUGGGUUCACAUCUUUCCAGAGGGAAGUCGUUCACGAGAUGGUGGAAAAACAAUGGGUUCUUCAAAAAGAGGCAUUGCAAGGCUGAUUUUAGAUGCAGACACUGUGCCUACAGUUAUCCCAUUUGUUCACACGGGGAUGCAGGAGAUCAUGCCUAUUGGAGCUAAAAUUCCCAAGAUUGGAAAGACGGUGACAAUUCUAAUAGGUGAUCCCAUUGAAUUUGAAGAUUUACUCAACUCUGAAAAAGCACAAAAGUUCUCGAGGGGAAAGUUAUAUGAUGCAGUUGCUUCAAGAGUUGGAAAUCGGUUGCUUGAAAUGAAGCUUCAAGUUGAAAAACUAGCUCACGAUCGUGCGUUGGAUAUGCAAAAUCAUCAAAUGAGUGGCACAGAACGAGCAGCCAUUAUGUUGCAGCAAAUUGAUUGGGAGUCAUUUGGUAGUGGGAGCUUUAUUUCCAUUGACUACAAUUCUCCCACCAAGCAAGAAACUCAAACUCAGUCCGAUUUGGAUGUUUCCUCAGCAGAGCAAUCUGUUUCUGAUUGGAAUUUCAGAAUGCGUCUUUCUCGAGAGGGUGGAUUCAUAUCAAGAAUGCGUGGUUACAUCGAUCCUACUGAGUUCAUGAGUUUUGCAGCGAGAGGCUUGUUCAGGAAUUAUAGAACAGGAGGCAACUCUGAAUUGGGUGAGGCAAAUCGGCCACUAAAGGCAUGGAAACGAUUUGUAGAAGCCAAUGUGAAACGGGGUAGUGGUACUCUUAGAAACAUUACAAGUUACAACAAUUUGACUGUUUUAAUGAGAUGAAUGAAUGAUCGACCGCUCGGUUGGCCCCUUUGUAAAAAGAAUGAUAGAAAUUUGGCAUCAAGAUCAUAGGUUUUCACGAACUCGAUCGGAGCAGAUAUCUACCCCUGUAAUUUGUGUUUUGGUAAAACCAAUAUAGGUGGAAGGUGAGAAGUAAAGAGAGUAGAAUAGUUUUUGUAUCCACUCAAUCUAGAGAUACUAGAGAUAUGAAGCCACUUAUUCAGGUGGAAUCUGUUUGUAAAGGUGAAAGAUCAAGCUUUCCAAUUUUCGCUACAUUGCUGGCUAUCUAGAACGCUAAUGGGAUACGUUUUAGAUUAAGCCUUUUCCACUUUUUUAUGCCAUGUUGUGUUGGCUUUAUGAUGG
Molecule: messenger RNA, 2078 nt
Organism: Benincasa hispida (wax gourd)
Lineage: Eukaryota; Viridiplantae; Streptophyta; Magnoliopsida; Cucurbitales; Cucurbitaceae
Product: Phospholipid/glycerol acyltransferase family protein
Biological process (GO): phospholipid metabolic process
Source: RefSeq, a predicted model, not a curated record